AUGAAAGUUUUGAUUCUGAUUUGCUCGUCGUUGGCGUUGUCAAAUGGGCAAUUCCCGGAUUUCUUUGGGAAUUUCUUCAAUCUGAUGCAACAGAAUAUGCAAAAUGCGGCGGCUUGGGGUCGAGCUUUCUCCGAUGCGGCUCGUCAACAUCCAAAUGGAGGACCCUUUGAAUUUGAGGGACCGGGCGGAGUCCCAAUGAAGGGUUUCAUCAAAGGAGUCUCGUUUGUCGUCACAAGUGCGCCACAAACUGGAGGAAACUCUGAAGAGUCACACGAUCAACCUCCAAGACCGAUCCCAGCUCCAAGCGUUCCACUCGAGUCAACGAAUCGACCAAACGUUGGCUCAUUUGCUGCUGAUAUUGCUCCUUCGCAACAGGAUGAUUCAAGUAUUGAAAACAACGCCGAGCCAAAUUUGAAACAAAAAACGACAGUGCUUGGUCCAAUGAAAUGCGUUGAGAAAAUGGAGAAUGGGGUUCGCGCCUUUGUCUGUCUACCGACUCAA
Molecule: messenger RNA, 501 nt
Organism: Mesorhabditis belari
Lineage: Eukaryota; Metazoa; Nematoda; Chromadorea; Rhabditida; Rhabditidae
Source: the annotation of a GenBank genome assembly